Galendromus occidentalis (western predatory mite) is the source of this 795-nucleotide messenger RNA. RefSeq lists its product as uncharacterized. The transcript has 3 exons. The coding region runs from base 1 to 795 and encodes 264 amino acids. NCBI's taxonomy places the organism in Eukaryota, Metazoa, Arthropoda, Arachnida, Mesostigmata, Phytoseiidae. The record is from RefSeq and is a predicted model, not a curated record.
AUGACGCUCGGUGAAAGCAGUCACCGAUGGUCCAGGGGUGGUGGUGUUAUCGGUAAAGUAUUGAAGGGCAUAUUUGGCAGAAAGCCGUCGAAGAAAAGUCGGAAGGCGUCCCGCAAGCGAUCGAAGGAUACACGUUCGAAAGAGUCGGAUGAUAGUUUGUCGUCUGACUCAGUUGAAAGGCUGACGAAACAGACUGAGAAAUUGAUCGCUGCCAUCCAUGACCAAGUUCUGCCUCUUCUCGAAACGGAGUCGGAGGACUCUCCCGACAUCAUCAGUAAGAACCGCGUCUUGUUCGCACUCAACCGCGCAGCACAGAGAGCCCUGAAACGAAGGGACGUCUUCGGAGAUCUUGAACAGCUGAGAGCAGAAGAGAACGAGGCUGAUAGGGUCGUGGCCGAUUUCCUCGAGAAAGAGACAGGUAGAGAUUCAACCAGGAUUCAAUCGUCUUCCAUUGCUUCGAAGUGUGCCUCCUGCGGAGCGCCGUGCCAAAAAUGUGUGGGUUCCGGAAACUACUUCCGAAUCAUCGAGAUAUGCGCUACUCGCUGUACUCGAGGAAGCUCAGCGUCCCGAGACGGGGAACCACGCAGCUCGGUCUCAUGGGGUAUUUCUGAGGUCAUGGACUUCGAAAUGAGCAAUGACGAGAACUCCGCUGCGGGCUUCUAUCCUGAUCCCGACUCGGACUCGGACGAAGACAGUGAUAAGGAUGCUCCUCGAAGACACCCGGAAACCUCGGGUUCCAUGGAGGAUACGAAGACUGCGACUCACAAUCAGGUCAAUCUCAGAAAGAACCAAUGA